UUAGCAGCUGUUCUCUUGUAUAGUGAAAAUCUAGAGGGUAGAAUUGUCGGAGGAAAACCAGCAGGUAACGGGGAUGUUCCAUACACGGUUUCUUUAAGAAGAUCGUGGAACAAUGAGCAUUUCUGUGGGGGCUCGUUAAUAACGAAUAAACAUGUCCUGACCGCAGCUCACUGUGUUUAUUAUUCGUGGGGCGGGCCCCUUCCAGCAUUCACAAUUUACGUGGUAGCAGGCCAAAUAAAAUUGGAAACAAAUGGAAGCAGCAUUUACAGGGAAGCAUCAAAUAUAAUAGCACAUCCACAGUACAAUACGAAAAAUCUCAUAAAUGACGUAGCAAUUAUAGAAAUAAACAGCGCGUUUUCUCUGACGAAGUCAAUUGCAACAGUAACCCUUAAAAUGGAGCCCGUAAUCUCUGGAUCGUGUCAAGUCAGUGGUUGGGGAUAUCAGAAAUUUGGAGCUGAUCAGUUGAGUCCGAUUCUGAUGAUAGCUGACGUAAAAAUUAUGGACUUCUCAACCUGUUACAUUAAUUAUUACGAAAGGAGUAAUGGUUCUAUCGUACUCGAUCGCGGCAUGAUUUGUGCUGGCCAUCAGCAGGGUAAAACGGACGCGUGUGGGGGCGAUUCCGGUGGACCGCUGACGUGCAACGGACUGCUAGCAGGGGUUGUUUCAGCAGGAGUGGGAUGCGCCAACCCCGAUUUUCCAGGUAUUUAUGCAAACGUUCCCUAUUACUACGACUGGAUAUUAUCUAAAAUAAACGCAUGCUCUGAUUGUUCUACAUCAAAGUCUGUCUCCGAAGCUACAAGUAUAACGGAGAGUAGUAAAUUUGUUAUUGUAACAGAAGGAACGGUAAUUAGUUUCCCAUUUAAUGUAACCAACGGCAAAGCGACCGGAUACGUGGGGUGUUUUAAUAAUUUUAGUUUCUUGUUAUUAUUAUUAUUAUUGCCUCUAAUGCACGCAAUACUUAAUUAUUUUUAAUAAUGUUAUAAUGCACACACAAAACAAAAUUGCUUUUUAUAAUGUGUAUUAUCAGUGAGACAAACAACCUUGAAUGUAUGUAACGCGCGAGUUGAUUAUAAAAAAAAAAUAGGGUCAAACAAAAGAGUACAUGUAUAAAAUUAAAUAAGCCCUUUUACGAAA
Messenger RNA from Agrilus planipennis (emerald ash borer), 1134 nucleotides. Its product is annotated as trypsin-like. The transcript has 6 exons. The record is from RefSeq and is a predicted model, not a curated record. Gene Ontology annotation, biological process: proteolysis. Lineage: Eukaryota; Metazoa; Arthropoda; Insecta; Coleoptera; Buprestidae. The annotation marks the transcript as partial. Gene Ontology annotation, molecular function: serine-type endopeptidase activity.